CUUGCCUUUGCUGUGAGCAGCAGUUUUGUUGAAAUUGUGGUCUUUGGGAAACGUUUGUUCGAGUAAUCUGUGAUUCCACUAAAUACAUACAUACUUAUGUACAUAUGUAUGUGCUAGGUCAAAUCAACCUUGUCUGGCAACGUUGGCAAAAUUCACUGAAAUGGAAGAUUCGACUAUGAUAAAGUCAGAGCUCGGGCGGACAAGUGAUAAGAAACGUUCUUUAAAAAUGUGGGGGGAUUAUAUCGACAAUAGUUUGCGCGUUUUAUCUGUUGCUAUAUUAGCUAAUAGCUUUGAGCGUCUGUUUUGCGUGUUGCGGGAACUUGGAUUGAAGCACAAUUUACCGGAAGAACGAUAUGCAAUUUUUCGGCGAGGCUUUACAUACAAGAACAGUUCCUUGUGGCUGAUGACGACUGUACUGGCUAUGGUUCUGGUCCGAUUUGGCUUGACUAGGCAACUGGCACUACCCUCAGCAAAAUUGUUGGCAUAUAUGCCGCUCUAUUGGAUAUUUAAUGCGGCGGAAAUGGGGCGCAGCACUUUGAGCUAUGCUCACUGGAUUCGUGAGCCGCAUGGUCUGGAUUGCGCAUCCGGUUUGGCGUCUAAUUACUUUCAUGGUUACCUUAAUCUGGCACUGCCCGCCCGAAACGGUAACGAAGGCCUUCGGAAACGCAUAGAAAACUAUGAGAACGACAAAAAUGUAACAUUUGGAAUACAACGAUUGGUAAUACUCAUCCCGGAUGAGAUGUUUGUUAACAGCGUUAUAAAAAGUGAUUUUCUGGAAGAGGCGAGCCCGCUGGAGACGGUAUACAUAAAUCGGGCUGGAGUGAAUCGUCCCUUCAAACAUGCAGUCUACCGGCUAAAGCACAAAACAAACGGAAAAUUCUACUAUUUUGCAGUAGAGGGCGCAACACCAAUGCUAUCUUUCUUUGAAUCCAUGAACUUCCAGCUUUCGACAACUCCAGAAAUGCGUGAGUUAAAACGGGAAAUAUGGUUGAAAUUUUACAAACAUUUGAAAAAAUUGUUGGACACCUGGCCAGAGACACGACAUGAGGUGAAACUGAUGAUAUAUAAAGCUCAUAAAGAAAAUGGGGAGCUCGUUGAUGUUGGCGAACUGCUUCAGACGCUUGUCAAUAUUUAAAACUCUUCCAUAAAUGUAUGUAAAAGUUCAUAGAGCAUGCAAAAUCGACAUUGACAAUACCGAAUUACUUCAUUUGGGCCUAUAGAAACAGUUGCGGUCGACUUAUAAACUAAGCGAAUUUAGAGUGAAACUUUUUUAAUUGAUUAAAUAUCUUUUGUAAAAACUUG
Molecule: messenger RNA, 1302 nt
Organism: Scaptodrosophila lebanonensis
Lineage: Eukaryota; Metazoa; Arthropoda; Insecta; Diptera; Drosophilidae
Gene: Sting
Exons: 5
Coding region: 161-1135 (324 amino acids)
Biological process (GO): innate immune response; reticulophagy; activation of innate immune response
Cellular component (GO): endoplasmic reticulum membrane; autophagosome
Molecular function (GO): cyclic-di-GMP binding; 2',3'-cyclic GMP-AMP binding
Source: RefSeq, a predicted model, not a curated record